Messenger RNA from Protopterus annectens (West African lungfish), 4749 nucleotides. RefSeq names its product tripartite motif containing 67 (gene TRIM67). Gene Ontology annotation, molecular function: protein binding; zinc ion binding. The coding region runs from base 2509 to 4563 and encodes 684 amino acids. Lineage: Eukaryota; Metazoa; Chordata; Ceratodontiformes; Protopteridae. The transcript is spliced from 10 exons. The record is from RefSeq and is a predicted model, not a curated record.
UAUUAUACUCAUCUGUAUGGUGUUGGUGUGUGGCUGUGUGCAUGUAUUAUUAUAUACUCUUUAUACACGACUGUUAUCGUGUAGCUUACCUAUUUUUCUGUCAUCUCCUGUUCUUCCGUAACUUACAAGACUAUUUUAUGUUGCAGUUCUAAAUUAAUGUAUAAAUGAAAACAUAACUGCAGAACAAAGAGGGAGAAAUCGACACUUGCCCUACUAAAGUUCCUACUCUUCUGUAAUUGAAAUGUGUUUCUGGAUUGUUAGACUCGAUUGGUCAUUAAAUGUAUAGCUAGUUAUAUACAUGUGUCUUCUACAAAUAGGCAAGUAAGAAGGCAAAUACACGCACAGACUGCAUAAAGACUACGGAGUUAGGUAAAUAACCUCCACAUUUUUUUUAACUCUGGCAUUUGCCAAACUCUGUAUGCUAUUCCGCCCAGAUCUACGCAAAUGGGAUUUUUGUGAAAAGCAUCUAAUUUAGGUUAACAUAUGUAGCAAUCGCCUGUCUUGAGUAUGCUCCAUGAUCAGCCGAUGCAGAAUGCAUAACAUACUGCACUUGCUGCUAACAAACGUAGGUGCUCUUUUAGUGGCAUGCACAUUUCAUUGUGAGCUGGUUUCAGUUUUUUACUGUGGUUUUGGUGCUAUAAUGCACUAAAAGACUUGUCCUUAACUAGUUUUUAUUUAUGUUGCAUUUAUGAGAAAUACACAGACACGCACGACUGUUGGCAACAGAAUUAUCUUUAUGAGGUUGUAGAAUACAUUUGCUUCUAUGAGUUUUUCGUUAUCUAGUUUGUAAUUUUAUAACCUAGAGCCUACAAGCAAACGCUGUUCAUAGUUUCAUAGGUUCAUACUAGGCUAUCUGCCCUGGGGCAAUUAUAAGCCUAGCCCGAUUCUGUAUGGCUUACGCCACCCCCUUGAUUUGAGUAUACUGUGCCCAUUUGAGUUAAAUCAUACGAGAAUUGUGGAAGAUAUUACGAUUAGUUAUAGUCAUGACAACCUACUUAUGGAGAUUCUAAUUAUUGUGGAUAGUUUUAAGAAAUUAACAUACUUGAUAUUUUAUAGGUUGAGAACUGUUCUUAAAUCAAUAGAAAACCAAAGUGACUAUGUCCACAGUAGAGAACGAGAGAGAGUGAGAUUGAGACGGCUCACCGAAGUGUAUGCAAUUCAUCCAAUAGUUCGACACACCACUUGUAAUAAAUAGCAUUGUUCCUUUAACAGCACUAUAGGGAAACAGACAACAUAUAUACUUUCCCGGGGGCCAUGUCUGCGUAGCAAUCAAAAAUAGAGAAGUGACAUUCCAAGGAAAAAAUAUUUACAGUUUGGUGCGAUCUUCAAGGUGAAAAAGACUUUUCCUCCCGCAAAACAGUCAGUUUGGUGGUACUUCUCACCAGACCUGCACAUAAAAUGAGAGUCAAUCAGGUUCACAUGGGAAUCUGUCUCUGUCAAUGCAUGCACACAUUUUGUACUCAUUUUCAAAAUAAAGGCGCUGUCGUUCACUUUAAGCACAUAAACAGCACAUUAAUGGACUGAAAAAGCCACUAGUAGUCUAUGCUGCGUUCGGGAUAUUUGUUAAUUCCUGCCAACGUGUAAUAGAAAGGGAAACCCGCCAUAAGGGCAGUUUAGACCACUUAAAUAGACUUCUCUGAGAUAAAAAAAUGAAACACUACAGCUGCUACCAAGUUUCACAAAUGUUCCUCAGUUUGAUUUAAACUUUUUGCUUUGACCCUUUUAAAAUAUUGAUAUUUGUAACAGAUCAUGUUACUUUGUAUAACUCUCAACUGUCCAAAUGUUCGCAGAACGUCCAGAUUUUUGUCAUAUAUUUUGGUCUGUUCUUCAUGAAAAUCGUGGUUUUCAGGCAAUUCCUUGAGAACUGGUCACUGAAUAAUGACAUACAUUUGAGUUUCAUACUCCGUUACCUUAGGCAAAUGUAUGAUAAUGCAAACCAUGUUAUUCUGUAAACUUUCUAAGUUUAUAAGAGCAAUAUUAAUAAAUUGUCCCUAUUUUAGGGGUCCCCUCCCGUUAUUUUUGGCUUUGCGCAGAUUGUAUGUUUGUAAUGCAUUGUAUUAUGCUACUUUUCCCCACGACAUUUUUCCCCACAGAAGUGCAUCGAUAAACAUCGUCAUUUUGAAAUCUGCUUUGCGAGAUAAUGCCUGUGAUUUGUGGUGCAUGCCACUGGAUUUUAUAAAACGUGCUUCCUAAUGUGAGAAGGAAGCGGUGAGAGUUGUGGAAAUGGCCGCGCGUUCGCUCCCAUUUUAUCCAUUUGCAAAGGUAUGCACAAACAACAACACCAGCAUCUGACAGCAGCUAAGUAGCAGCACAUAUUCACUCGGUUCAGCUAAUGGCCAAUGGCGCUGGAGCGCGUCACAACACAGUCGCCUGCCUGCCUGAGUCCUGGCGCUGUCCGCAUUCCACGGUGCUGAAACCAGCUGUAUUUCAGAUUUCAACAUUAACUCAUCUCUUGCAGCCGAAGGAAUACAGGAGACAAAACAAUAGUAAGAUUAAGUGAAGGCUAUCAUGGAGGAGGAGCUGAAAUGCCCAGUGUGCGGCUCCUUCUUCAGAGAUCCGAUCAUCCUGCCGUGUUCCCAUAACGUAUGCCUGGCCUGUGCUAGGACCAUCAUAGUGCAGACCCCUGAUGGAGAGUCACUCCCCCAUGCUCGCUCGUUUGGGGCCACCGAGUAUGACUGCUUGGAAGUUGAUAAGAUGAGUCUUUAUAGCGAGGCAGAUAGCGGCUACGGUUCUUACACUCCCAGCCUUAAAUCGCCCAAUGGAGUUCGGGUUUUGCCUCCAGCUCCUAGCCACCGCAAUGCCUCCAUCACCUGUCCACAGUGCCACCGUAGCGUAACUCUGGAGGAGAGGGGUCUCCGCGGAUUUCCUCGCAACCGGCUCUUAGAAGCCAUCGUGUACCGCUACCAACAGGCCCGGGCAGCGUCAGCAAAGUGCCAGCUUUGUGACCGCAAUCCGGCGGAGGCCACCGUCAUGUGUGAACAGUGUGAUGUGAUGUAUUGCUCUCCGUGUCAAAAAAAGUGUCAUCCAUCCAGAGGCCCUUUGGCCAAACAUCGCCUGCUGCCGCCGAGUCAGGCACCGAGCAGCAAACAGUCGGCUGCUCGUAAGAUUUCCACCUGUGCAGAGCAUGAACUGGAGAAUUACAGCAUGUACUGUGUUGACUGCAAAACGCCUGUGUGUUAUCAAUGUCUCCAGGAUGGGAAACACAGCAAACAUGAAGUGAAAGCCCUGGGUGCAAUGUGGAAACAACAUAAGGCACACUUGUCACAGGCCCUAGGUGGAGUGUCAGAUAAAGCAAAGGAAGCCAAGGAGUUUUUGGUACAACUGAAAGGUUUAUUACAACAAAUACAGGAGAACAGUCUGGAAUAUGAGGCCUGCCUUGUUGCCCAGUGUGAUGCUUUAGUUGAUGCACUAAAUCGACAAAAAGCAAAAUUACUUACUAAAGUCACCAAGGAACGUGAAUUUAAGCUGAAGGUUGUUUGUGACCAGAUAACUCAUUGUACAAUGAAACUGCGGCAAUCGACAGGAAUGAUGGAGUACUGUCUGGAAGUAAUCAAAGAAAAUGAUCCAUGUGGAUUUUUGCAGAUUUCAGAUGCUUUGAUUAAGCGAGUACAGAUGUCACAGGAACAGUGGGUAAAAGGAGCACUGGAGCCUAAAGUGUCAGCAGACUUUGAGCUGACCUUGGACAGCGAACCUCUACUGCAGUCAAUUCAUCAGCUUGACUUUGUUCAGAUGAAAUUUCCCCUUACAGUACCAGCCUCACCAAUACUUCAGCUGGAGAAAUGCUGCACGCGCAACAACAGUGUGACACUAGCAUGGAGAAUGCCGUCGUUUACCCACAAUCCAGUUGAAGGUUAUGUUCUAGAACUUGAUGAUGGCAAUGGAGGACCAUUCAGGGAGGUGUAUGUUGGUAAAGAAACCUUGUGCACCAUAGAUGGCUUACACUUCAACAGCACAUACAAUGCCAGAGUAAAAUCAUUUAAUUCAUCAGGACCCGGGCCGUACAGCAAAACUGUUGUGUUACAGACAUCUGAUGUGGCAUGGUUUGCCUUUGAUCCCAACUCUGCACAUCGAGAUAUCUGCUUGUCCAAUGAUAAUCUCACAGCUACCUGCAGUAGCUAUGAUGACCGAGUAGUACUAGGAACAGCAGCAUUCUCCAAAGGGGUUCACUACUGGGAACUGUGUAUUGAUCGCUAUGACAAUCAUCCUGAUCCAGCAUUUGGGGUAGCAAGGGUCAACGUGGUGAAGGAUAUCAUGCUAGGGAAGGAUGACAAAGCAUGGGCGAUGUAUGUUGACAAUAACCGCAGCUGGUUUAUGCACAACAAUUCACACACCAACAGGGCAGAAGGGGGUAUCACUAAAGGCUCUGUAGUUGGGAUUCUUCUGGACCUGAACAAGCACAUCCUGAUAUUUUACAUCAAUGGACGGCAACAAGGACCUGUGUCAUUUGAACAUUUAGAAGGUGUUUUUAUGCCAGCAGUGAGCCUCAAUCGCAAUGUCCAGGUGAGCCUGCAUACAGGAUUGGAGCUGCCAGUGCACAUAAAACAGACCAAACUGUCUACAUGAAGCUGUGAUAAGUUAACACAUGCUGCCUUCAGACAUCUUGUCACCUACUGUGAUCCCGGCACAGCACAACAGCUGUCCAAGAACUCACACCCAUUGUAACCGAACAGUGAAAUCACCCGUUUUUGUUUGUUUUCAAUGCCUUAUACUAUGCUGCAAAAAACACAUUAAACAUUUUUGUUAUCAGUU